Brugia pahangi is the source of this 492-nucleotide messenger RNA. The record is from the annotation of a GenBank genome assembly. NCBI's taxonomy places the organism in Eukaryota, Metazoa, Nematoda, Chromadorea, Rhabditida, Onchocercidae.
AUGGAAAGAUUCGUGAUACGAUCGGAUUCUUUGAUAUUUUCAUCGACUCGAGGAAGAAAAACAGCAACUGUCUUGAUGUUCAAGAAGCUUCUUACAUGUUUCGUUACUGAUUAUUAUAUUAAAGUUGAAAUGGAAGGGAAGAUCUUAUCCAAAAGAGCGCUUUUGUCUACUUUUAUCAUUGUUGGCCUACCAAAUAUUACUCACAAUAUCGUCCACAAAUGUACGAUAAUUACGCGAAGAGUACAAAGUAUAUGCAGUAAAUUAUGGAUGCUUACAAUAAGCAAAAAAGUAAAGGUUGGUGAGCUACCAAUUGAUCCUGAUAGUAUUGUGGCUCUUGUUUUGUACACAGUACUAGACACGUACGUGAUCGUUAAUAAUAUCGCUAAGAAGAAGUGUACGAAAUCAAAAGUAGUACCUUAUAUUUGCUCUGCAAUUGCAGCUUUAACUGACCGUUUAUCUGAUAACAUAUUAUUUAUUGUAACAUUAUUGUAA